AUGUCCACCCCAAGAGUCCUCCUCCUCGGCGGCCAUGGCAAAAUCGCCCUCUAUCUCACCCCGCUACUGCUCGCGCGCGCCUGGAACGUAACCAGCGUGGUCCGCAACGCCGACCACGAAGCCGAGAUCCUCAAGCUGGGCUCUGGUCAGCCGGGCAAGGUCUCGGUGCUGGUGUCGAGUCUGGACGAUGUGAAGAGUGUCGCGGACGCGCAGAGCAUUCUGGACAAAGUGCGUCCAGAGUAUGUUGUUUGGGCGGCUGGUGCCGGCGGAAAAGGCGGCGCACAGCGUACAGUUGCCAUCGACCAAGAAGCUGCCAAACACUUCAUCAGCAGCUCCUUCGCAACACCGCAAGUGCGCAAAUUCCUACUCAUCUCGCACAUCGGCAGCCGCGCCACCCGACCCUCGUGGUUCUCAGACGCCGACUGGGAACGCACAAACAAGCUCUGGAGUAGUAUUCUGCCAGACUACUGCAAGGCCAAAUGGGAAGCCGAUCAGCUACAAACCGCGCUGGCGGCGGUGACCAAGCGCAAAGAGCCAACCAGGCACUUUCAAAGCAUUAAUCUGCGCCCGGGCACGCUUACGGAUGAACCAGCCUCUAGCAAGGUAGCCCUGGGCCAGGUGCCGAUUGGCGAGCGCAAGAUUUCGAGGGAGAAUGUGGCUCUAGUGGCGGAUCGGUUGCUGGCUAGAGAUGAUACCGAGGGUUGGUAUGAUGUACUGGACGGCGAUGAGCCGGUGGAUGAGGCUGUCGAGCGGGUUGCAAAGGCCAAGAUUGACACGAUUGGAGAUGAAGAUGUUGAGGGGUUUGUGAAGAAGUUUGGUCUAUAA
Messenger RNA from Talaromyces rugulosus, 825 nucleotides. RefSeq lists its product as uncharacterized. NCBI's taxonomy places the organism in Eukaryota, Fungi, Ascomycota, Eurotiomycetes, Eurotiales, Trichocomaceae. The transcript has 2 exons. Bases 1 to 825 code for a protein of 274 amino acids. The record is from RefSeq and is a predicted model, not a curated record.